This is a messenger RNA of Xyrauchen texanus (razorback sucker), 5942 nucleotides long. Its product is annotated as solute carrier family 22 member 23-like. Gene Ontology annotation, cellular component: membrane. Gene Ontology annotation, molecular function: transmembrane transporter activity. Lineage: Eukaryota; Metazoa; Chordata; Actinopteri; Cypriniformes; Catostomidae. Gene Ontology annotation, biological process: transmembrane transport. The transcript has 10 exons. The coding region runs from base 567 to 2363 and encodes 598 amino acids. The record is from RefSeq and is a predicted model, not a curated record.
GAUGCCAUAAGCGUGCUCUUCUGCUGUGCCCUGCUCGGUUUGUGUUUAUCGAUCACCGGUGCAUACGGGCAGACGGAGAGAGGGAUUACUUGUGCAAUACACGGAUCCGCCCUAAACUAUAUAGGCUACCUCGGGUUUAUUUAUAGGGUGUUGCGGGACCGUUAGGCUCGGGUGGGGUGUGAUGUGAAUAUCGCAGGAUACAGGGAUGGAUACACGGGCCACACCUGUGCGUCAGAUUCGGUCGGACAGGUGCGUUACCUGUGGACCUCUUGGAGAGCACCGGGCACAGAUGCGCAGCAUUGGGCAUCAUACCAGCCCAGUGAUGGCGUUGUGACCAUUGGAUUUAACAAAGACCCUAUGGGGCAUCGGCAUAUAGAGUGCGCACCUUUGAUUACGAAGCUUGGAUUUAAAGCAUCGAAACACACCGGAUUCUGUUCGGACUGGACCGAGCCUGCUGCGAUUUAUUCGUGCGUGUUUGCCCUAGCGUGCGUGCGAGAGUGUUUUCGAGACAAAGCCCCUGCGUGCACCGAGUGGAUGUGACGCGCACCGGUAAAAACAAACGCGCUAUGGACGCUGUUCGGCUGGACGCGCUCAAUGCGUCGGCGGAGAACGGCACUGUGUCGCAGCCCGAACCGAACACGCGCCUCUGGCAGGUGGACUCGGUAGUUCUGCCGUUCCUCGGGGGGUUCGGCCGGUAUCAGCGGCGGCUAGUGGCUCUGACGUGGAUCCCGGCGUUUCUCAUCUCUUUCAUCCAGUUCUCGGAUUACUUUCUGCUCGGGCAGCCGGAUUGGAAGUGCGUCAAUCCCGACCAGGGCAGCGCGGGGAACGGGACGGUUUCAGAUCGUGAUUUGCUCGUGGAUUUUCUCGGUAACGGAACCGAAACCGAGAACGGCCAGGGCACGACAUGUAUGUGCUCCGAGUGGAGGUUUGAGCUGCAGUCGGGACUGCAGCAGAAUGUGGUCACCAAGUGGACACUGGUGUGUGACGGAGAAUGGAAGGUGCACAUCGCCAAAUUCUCCCUGUUGGUCGGAUCCAUAUUUGGGUACCUGCUGAUGGGCGCAAUGGCAGACUGGUUGGGUCGUAUCCCAGUGCUGCUGGUGUCCGUGCUGUCCGUGCUGGUGUUCGGGUUAGCCGUGGCGUUUUCUAUGGACAUGGCGGUGUUCAGCACGCUGCGAUUCUUUGAGGGCUUUUGUCUGGCCGCGAUCAGACUGUCGCUUUACGUCCUGAGGAUUGAGUUGUGUCUGCCUAACUGGCGUUUCUCCAUGACGAUGAUCGCCAGUCUAAUUAUCGUGGGCGGGCAGCUGCUGAUGCCCGGUUUGGCAGCGCUGUGUCGCGAUUGGCAGAUUUUUCAGAUUAUAAUCAUCGCCCCGUUUGUGCUGAUGCUGCCGUAUGUCUGGAUGUUUCCCGAGUCUCUUCGCUGGCUGUUAGCCACUCAACACUACCAAAGAGCAAAGCAACAAAUGUACCGAAUCGCCCACAGCAACUGUGUUGACAUGGCAGCCGACCCGAGCGGCAUCCUCUUGGAGCUCGAGGUGGAACUCCAGCAGAAGCCAAAGACGUUUUGCGUAACACAGCUCAGCAGCACCCGAAACCUGUGGAAGAACACAGUCGUGUUGUGCGUUAACUCGUUGACUGGCUACGGCAUCCAUCACUGUUUUGCACGCAGUGUUUUGGAGGGCAGUGAGACUCAUCUGCACUAUUAUGCAUUAGCGGCGAUCGCGAUAGCAUCCUGUAUGGUAUUGUUUCCUGUGGUGGGCGGGUUUGGCAGGAGAGGUGGACUGCUCACCUUUAUGAUCAUCACUGCACUGGCAUCACUGCUGCAACUCGGACUGCUCAACUUAAUUGGAAAGUACAGUCUCCGACAUGAUGAAGUUUUGAGAGACACUCUGAAUCGGCGGUUCUCAUAUGCGUUCUCAAUCAUCGGGAUGUUCUCAUCUCAUGCUGUCAGCACGCUCAGCAUCUUUUACUGUGCUGAGAUAACGCCAACUGUCAUCAGGGGCGGCGGUGUCGGUCUGGUCUUGGCGAGCGCAGGUUUCGGCAUGUUAACUGCACCCCUCAUGGAGCUUCACAAUCAGAAAGGUUUCUUUCUUCAUCAUGUGAUCCUCACCUGCUGCACGCUGCUCUGCAUCAUUUGCAUACCGUUGCUCCCGGAGACUGCCGGCCAACCGCUGCCCGAGACGAUCGCUGAAGGGGAGGGGCUACUGCGGCGGCCGAUCCUCCCUGGAGAGCAGCACCACCUAUUGGCCAGGACAGAAGUCAGAGAGUACUCGCGUGUUCAGGACACGCCCCUUCACCAAGCCGUCAACCCUGGCAACGGCUUGGUGCCUAGCAACAGCACAGCCAAUGGUGUGAGGUCUUCAUGACGUUAUGCGAUUGAAAGCCAGCGAAGGCCAAACGAUGAACAAUUACAACGAUCUGAUUGAUCGUAAAUAACAAACAUAAUGAUAAUAAAAUUACGCUUUUCUUUGAUAUGUUUUGAAAAAAUGGAUUGCAAACUACAGAACAUUAAUGUUCUCUGUAUAAAGUGUCAAAUGCCUCGUUAACCAGCAUCGGUAAAGAUUGCCAUUGUAGAAAGUGAAAAUAUUAUUGUAACUUUCAUUCCUUGAAAGGAAUUCUAUUUUUUGAACAACCGCUAGCUAAUAUAACAUCGACCAAACAACAACUUCAUUGAGGAAUUUUUUGUAUGUUGGGUAAAUGAUGUGUAUUUAUUAAGGACAGAAUGACGCUGACGGUAAGAAAACUUAGGUUUCAUUCAUUAAAUGCGAGAAACUAUUUUCUGUGUAAAUCGUUCGCAUGGAUUUAAAAAAUGAAUGCGACAUUAAAUUGAAUGCAAAAAUGUACGUCAAAUUAGUUUUACAAACCAAAUGGAACACUGAAUUAAACUCGACAUUUUACGUCGAAAUGGUUUUAAAAACCAAAUGUAACACUGAAUGAACGCAACAAUUUACAUCAGAAGGGUUUUACGAAUCAAAUGGAACACUGAAUUAAACUCGACAUUUUACGUCAAAAUGGUUUUAAGAACCAAAUGUAACACUGAAUUGAACGCAACAAUUUACAUCAAAAGGAUUUUACGAAUCAAAUGGAACACUGAAUUAAACUCGACAUUUUACGUCAAAAUGGUUUUACGAACCAAAUGUAACUGAAUUAAACGCAACAAUUUACAUAGAAAUGGUUUUACGAACCAAAUUGAACACUGAAUUAAACGCAACAAUUUACAUAGAAAUGGUUUUACGAACCAAAUGUAACUGAAUUAAACGCAACAAUUUACAUAGAAAUGGUUUUACGAACCAAAUGUAACUGAAUUAAACGCAACAAUUUACAUAGAAAUGGUUUUACGAGCCAAAUGUAACUGAAUUAAACUCGACAUUUUACGUCGAAAUUAUUUUACGAACCAAAUGUAACUGAAUUAAACGCAACAAUUUACAUAGAAAUGGUUUUACGAACCAAAUGGAACUGAAUUAAACUCGACAUUUUACGUCGAAAUUAUUUUACGAACCAAACUGACAAUGAAUUAAUGCAACAAUUUACAUAGAAAUGGUUUACGUCUAAAUGCAUCACUAAAUUGAAUGUGUCAAUUUAUGUUCGAAUGGGUUUACGAACCAAAUAGAACACUGAAUUAAAUGCUACAAUUUACGCCAGAAUGGUUUUACAAACCAAAUUUAACUAAAUUAACGCAACAAUUUACAUCGAAAUGGUUUUACGAACCAAAUGCAACACUAAAUUGAAUGCAUCAAUUUAAACAAGAAUACGUUUAUGAACAAAAUGCAACACUGAAUUAGUGCUGGAAAAAAAUAUUGAUUCUUGAAAUUCCAAGAAAGAGCUUUUACUUUAAAGUUUACUUCAGUUCAAAAUGAACAUUAUAACUGAAAUAUGUCAAAAUCAAAUAAAAUCGUAUCGAUAUACAAAAAUAAAACGGACUGAGAGCUUGUGAAUCAGAAUCGAACUGAAUCUGGAAAUUUGCACGGAAAAUUGUCACGCUCGUGUUUCAUAAAUGAGCCGGUGUGUGUGUGUGUGUGUGUGUGUGUCGGCAGCUUACAAUGUUCAGGUUUUUUAGUCCGUCUGUUUUGCACUAAAUCUAGGAAAAGCAAUCAUGAAUGGGCCAGAUGAAUCUGUAGAUCUCUAGUCUGUAUGAACACAUGACUACACAGAUGACGGCUGUUUAGGGGAAUAACAGCACAACUAACGGUCUGCUCUUAAGAUGCCCAACUUCACAGAUCCACCCGUUACAGGUUAUUGAACAGUCACCGUUCAGUUACUGUCAUAUACAUUUCUAUGUAUAUUCUAAACAUGAGCUUCAUUUCAUUUAUGCAAAACCUAAAAAAGAUCGUCCUUUCUAUUUUUGGUGCAAUAGAUGAACAUGUUUUCACGAGAUUCUUCCGUUCACAUGUUGGAAAUGUUGAAAUGUGAGCGGGACGUUCUGCAGAGCAUGAUCAAUAGAAGGGCUGUUGAGUGUUUCAUGUAUAUUUAGCAUUACUGUUAAUGUGUAGAAUAGCAUUGAACGUCACAUGACUCCUGUUAACCCUUAAACUUCUGAACAAGGAACUGAAUGUUUCUCCCGCGCUUUUUGAACUAAAUCUCCCGGUUCGGAACUGUGUACAAACAUUGUGUGUAAAUAAAGAGAAUGAGACUCGUUUCAGAUGGUCAUGACGUGAGUGACACACACGAUCCAAACAUCCUUUCACUGCUUUGGGACACGGUCCUGUAAAUGCUUUAACUAUUGGUGGUCAUAUGUAACAUUUUUACCAUUCAUUUGCAUAUGCAAAUGAGCACAUUUAUAAAAAAAUUACAAAUAAUUCAGAACCUACACUUUUAUAAAUUGAAACAUGAAUAAAAUCUGAGAUUGUGGCAUAAAUCUGCCGCACAUAAUAUCAAUAAUGAGUUGAUCAUGUGAUCAUUUUAACACAAGAUAUGCAUUUGAUAGAUUUAAACAUGAUCAAACUAUUAUUUGUCAAAGUUUAAUAUUUUAAAAUGAAUUUGAGUGUCAGUUUUUGCAGUUAAUGUCAUUAUAUUUGCAGUCAAACCUGACCAUGACGUUACAAACACAGAAUAAACAUUUAUUUACCAAUCAUUUAAUUCUAACAUAAACAUUUAAUAACUCAAAUAAAUGCACAAUAAUGUCAAGAACAUGAACAUCAAGAAACUGAAAUAAACUCUGAAAAUUCAAUUAGAGUAAAAAACAGAAGAAUCAGAGGAAACAUUUUUUAAUUUCAAAAUGUCUAUAUUAAAACUUUAAAAUGUGUGUGUGUGUGUUCUACAUUGGGAGUGAGUGUGUGUUUUCUACAUUGGGAGAGAGUGUGUGUGUGUGUGUGUGUUCUGCAUUGGGAGAGAGUGUGUGUGUGUGAGUGUGUGUGUGUGUGUGUGUGAGUGUGUGUGUGUGUGUGUGUUCUACAUUGGGAGUGAGUGUGUGUUUUCUACAUUGGGAGAGAGUGUGUGUGUGUGUGUGUGUUCUGCAUUGGGAGAGAGUGUGUGUGUGUGUGUGUGAGUGUUCUGCAUUGGGAGAGAGUGUGUGUGUGUGUGUGUGAGUGUUCUGCAUUGGGAGUGAGUGUGUGUGUGUGUGUGUGUGUGUGUGUGAGUGUUCUGCAUUGGGAGAGUGUGUGUGUGUGUGUGUGUGUUCUACAUUGUGAGUGUGUGUGUGUUUUCUACAUUGGGAGAGAGUGUGUGUGUGUGUGUGUGUGUGUGUGUGUGAGUGUUCUGCAUUGGGAGAGAGUGUGUGUGUGUGUGUGUGUGUGUGUGUGUGAGUGUUCUGCAUUGGGAGAGAGUGUGUGUGUGUGUGUGUGUGUUCUGCAUUGGGAGAGAGUGUGUGUGUGUGUGAGUGUUCUGCAUUGGGAGAGAGUGUGUGUGUGUGUGUGUGAGUGUUCUGCAUUGGGAGUGAGUGUGUGUGUGUGUGUGUGUGUGAGUGUUCUGCAUUGGGAGAGUGUGUGUGUGUGUGUGUUCUACAUUGU